GAAGAAGAAGCGGAGGCGUUGACGCUGAUUGUUGCUGCUGUAACUCUGCGAUCACUACAGACGCAACAAAACACAUCGGAGGAUUUUAGAGCAGCUAAUUACGGUAAUUACACGUUUUAACGUCACUUUGGUUCUGUUAUAGGAAGCUAAACAGUCAGAGCAGAUGUUUAUUCAUUAUGUGAGGCUUUGAUUGUCUUGUGCUUUUGAUUGUUACAGUAUCACGGGGCUAAUUUGUUGUGCUUACAUUGAUUUGUUGUAGUCAUAUUCCGGUAACUUUACUCUUUCUCUUUGUUUACAGAUGUCUUUACCCAAUGAAACGUGUUUGCAUUAAAUUCUUUAUUACCCUUAUGGAUAUAUAGUGCUAAAUGAACCAUAAUGUUGCGCUAAUGCGGUCCUCUUAUGUGAUCUAGCUUUGUAACAGUUGACAGCUACGGUUGCUAAGUUAGCUUGCUUAUCUCGGAUUCUUCACAUUUUUAAUGAAACCCAGACGUUUUUUAAAGAUACCCUUUUAGGUCAAAGUUUACCGUAGCAGUUACCUGGCCUUUCACUUGUUGCUUUUAUCAGCUUACAUAUCAGCCGCCGCAUUGUUUGGUUCAACAGAGCUUUAUCCUGUUAUAAAAGCGGUGAGCCGGACUCCAUUCCCGUUUCUCCUACUUUAACAGUCCUUGCUCUAUUAUCCUUUAAAUUUAGGUUACGGGAAUUAAAAUUUAAUUGUUAUUUAACUUCAGAGCUCCACUCUAAAUAUCGGCGUUAUUAAAUCGUCAGUAACACCUUGAAUUAAAGUAUUACUAAUGUGACAUUGUGUAACAUCCACUUGCAGCAGCUGUAGUUUUUUUUCGGUGAGGUUGCCUUAGCCUCCAGAACUCGUUUUUGUAGACUUGAGAAGACUUGUCUUGUUGGUACAAACUCUAGAAAAUAUCUGGUCUUUAAAAUGUCAAGAAAUUUGUUUUUACCAAGGAUGAAAAUCGUGGCUCAGAAUUAGGGCCCGACCGAUAUGGAUUUUUUUAGGGCCGAUGCCGAUACCGAUUAUUGGGGGGGUCCGAUCGGCCGAUUUUUACAAUUUUGUAAUGAAGUUAUACAUAUACUGUAGAUAUCUACAGAUACACUGUAGGCUUCUGCUCUUCACGCCGACAGGAAGCGCGACUGAUCAAACUCGGAAAAAAUUGUUUUUAACUACCGUCAGUAACAAUUAAUCGGUUCGCCGAUAAAUCUGUUGGGGUUUACUUAGAAUGUUCACUUAUCUUACUCGUCUCUAAAUCCUCCAUGUAUCACAGUCUUUAAAUUUAAGCGCUUUUUUAACAGAGUAAACACCUCUCAUCUUUGUGUCUACUUCCAUACACAAAACCACUAUUAUGGUGUAGACUGCUGACUUGACAGUAGCCCAUAAGAAGUUCAUGGACUCCACAGGAAGGGUCAGCCACAGCAGAUCAUUGCUGUUAGUCUUGCUGUUCACAGAGUGCUGUAUGGAAGCAGACCUAUGAAAAGUUGACUGAAGGAAAAAGUGAGGAGGAAAAGGAGACCAACAAACAGGGAUGAGGGCAGCCUUGAGAAGGGAAGUGAAUUCAACAACUUUGAAGAGGUUUGCAAGUGGACUGAGGCUGAAGUCAGAGCUUCAAGUGCUCCCACACACAGACAAGUCCAGGAAAUAGACUACAAGUGUUCCUGCUGUCAAAACACUCAAUUUCCACAGUCUGUGAUGAUUUGGGGUACCAUGUCAUCUGCUGCUGUUGGUCCACCGUGUUUGUGUGUUGACACAGCACCUGCCCAGAGUGCCAAAAACUCCAACCAAUUAGUUUGCUGACCACAUUAUUGUUGUGCUUGAUUGUCCAGCCAACUAGCCCUGAACUACUGGAACUAAAUCCCUUCAAGUAGGAGAAACACUUGACCCUAAAAUACAGAGCAGCUGGGCUUCAAUAAGACCAAGAAAUCCCUGAACUAUCCCUUAGUUGUUGUCGGGAACAUUAACAGCUGUGACAUAAAAACAGGAUCUAACAGUUCAAGCAGCGCUGCAAAGUGUCCAGUCACUGCAUUCGAGAUCAGACUGUAGAUAUACUUUGCAGCGUCAGGACAUGAUGGUGCAUUUUAGGUGCUGUGGAUGAAUGAAGGAUUAAAAAAUAAAUCCCAACAAUCGCAUCAUGUAAGAGCAACCUUGUUUUUCUUUGUGAUUUAAAAAUACAAGUUGGUAUAACCCAGAACAAAAAACGUUUAAAUAUUGUUUUUUUUAAACUGUGAUGAUUAAAUGGUUGUACUUUUUGGAGAUAAAAUAAUGAUGUCUCAUAGUGCUGCAGCAAACUCGAAACUCUUUCGUCAUAAAUUAUAAUAAAUAAUUUAUUUUAUCUUUGAAAAUAUGCAAAAGGCCACGUAUCCUACAAAACUUUCAUCAGGUGUUAAACUAUCAGUUAGAAUUAGUGUUUGUUCAGUUAAGUAAUCAUAUUAGUGUCAAAUAUUAAUUAUUUUGUUGGGAGACAGACUACAGAACAUCUGUGUUGCAAGUAGGGCUGGGCGAUAUAAAAAAAGUUUAUCACGAGAUAUUUUUUUCAUAUCACUUGACAUCGAUAUAUCACAAUCUAAAAAUGAAAUUUCACAGUGUUUAUUGGUAGCUUGUCUUUUGCAAUACAAUAAGCUACUGCAUCUGUGAGGUCUUUGUGUCUCUUUGAUGUUUUGUCGUAAGGCGUUGUGUAAGGCAUUGCACGAGAGCAGUGGUUCUCAAGUCCAGUCCUGGAGGCCCACUGUCCUGCAUGUUUUGGAUGUUUCCCUGCUCCAACACACCUGAUUCAAAUGAUCAGCUCGUUAUCAAGCUCUAUGAUGGCUUAAUAACGAGCUAAUCAUUUGAAUCAGGUGUGUUGGAGCAGGUGUGGUUUCACUGAUUAGUCCCUGCUCUCUGUUUGGAGGUAAGGUAAUCAGUGAAAUCACCUGGUGGAGUUUUGGGUUGGAAAGAAAACCUGCAGCCCUUGGCCCUCCAUGGCACGAUUGCCCACCCCUGGUUUAGGGUUUGUAACCUCUGCUGCGUGGCACUGCUUCAGGUGGUGAUAAAGAUUUGAGGUUUUCCCCUACUUCGCCAGAGCAUGUACUCAGCAUAAUUUCCGGUGCACAUUACUUCGCUUCAUAACCAACCUCAAAACACCAAAAUACCUACACACCACAGAUGUUUUUGUGCCAGUUGUCAACAAUGUCGUCAUCUGUCAAGCCUUCAUCUGCAUUUCUGCUGGGGUUAGCUCUCAUUUUCUUUUUUUCUCACCAACAGUGUUGUCGGCAUCACGUGUUAAAGUGCUAUAGUUGCGUGUAGCUGCAGUCUGCUACUACGCAGUUGUUUGCUACUUGGUUCUAAUUCAGCACAUGAUUGGUUCAGUGCAAAGCGAACCUGGAGCAACUCCCCUUUUCAUUGGCUAUUCAUAUACUCUACCAUGGCUGCAUGCCGACUACUGAAAAGCAUACUGACCAUGUUAUAAUUUUCGAUAUAUAUUGUUAUUGUUUUAUUGCCCAGCCAUAGUUGCAAGAGGUAGUGAACUUUCUGUUUUCCUAAAAGCUGAAGAAGUGUAUUGGGUUGUUAUUUUCUGAAGUUCUCUCUCUGUGCUGGUGUUGAAACUCGCUAAUGCUCUAAGAGUGUGUUUAUCCUGAGGAUAUUUGACCACUUGUUCAUUAAUUAAGAUUACAGGAUUAAAGCAUAAUGUGGUCAAAGUGCUUGAAGCCCACAUUGCAUUAGAGUCAAUCUGAUGUGUUUCUCUGCAUAAAGCUGCAGUUGUUCAGGAUUUAACAACAGAUCAGAGUCCAUAAUGGUGCAUUACGAAUGUCAGAAAAUGUCUGACAGGAUAUUUAAUGGAGGGAUGAUAUUUUGGGUUCUAAAAAGGCUAAAUAUUAACCUCACUGUAAUGUCAAUUAUUCCUUGGAAAACCUCCUUCUCUUAUGAAAACAUAUCUGAAGAACAUCUGGAGGGGAUAUCUUCAAUUUUUACACAAUAUCCUCUCAGAGUCAGAGGUGAACUGAGUUGAUUUUGGAAGGCAAAUGUCAAAGCAACCUUGAUUUAUCCUCUUGACAAAAAACAUGAAAUGUCAGCAGCAGCUGGAGGCUUUCUUUAACUUACAUCUGGUUUAUGUUUUUAUGUUUUUAUCUGCCUGAGAGGACGACAGGCUUCGACAUCGAUAUGUGGACUCACCCACUUGCUCUCACACCUGUUUGUUCUACUGGAAAGGUCCACAAACAGUCACAUGCUCUGCAGAGACACACAAAGACAGACAGAGAGAGAGAGAGAGAGGUCCUGUGGCUUUAGAUGACUGUGAUCUUAUCUCUUUCCUUUAAUGUCAGGCUUUCGAUAUUUUCAGGGUUAUGUGUUUUAAAUAUGAUUUAAUAAUACAGCUGCCAUCCUGGCCAAAGCACUUAACUUUUUGUGCCUGUUUAAGAACUAUGAGGCUGUAAUUCUCGUUCCUAUUUAGGAUAUGUCAUUGCUCUAUGUCAAAAUGUAAAAUAAUGUAAAAAUGUCUGGGAUUUUUUUCCUGCUGUCUACAAAACAGAGGUUUCUAUUGAACCAUAUUCAGUCUCUGUUCCCGCCCUGAUAUCCUCUGUGUGUGUUGGCAUUUAGGAAGUAAUUGAAGCAGAACAUCUGUGCGCAUCGUGUCCAUUGAAGCCGCAGCACCACACAGAGAUGAAGGAUGAGCUUGAAAUGAUGAGCAAUAACAGCAGUGCGGUCCUCCUGUCUGUCUUUCUCUCAGUGUUAACAGGGACAGAGUCAUUCUGGUGGUUUUUCAUCCGCAGUGUAGUUUUCUUCCCCCUUUUUUUUUUUUUCCAGGGAAACCAGUCCCCUCCACCCUGAGGGACGAUUUGACUAAGCUGCUUUCCUCUGCAGCUCUGCAGAGAUGUGAUAGAGAGAAGGAUGAAGGGGGCAGGGUGCUGCUGCUGCUGCUGGAUCUUUCUGCAAACUAUGACUCAAACAUACAAAGGCUGUGUGUGUGUGUGUGUACAUUUGUGCAGGUUAUAAUGCAAUAUGAUCCACAAACAUUGACACCUGCAGACAGGUUUUGCACAGGUGCGACCUGCUACAGUGACAGUUCUAGCAUUUGACUAAUGGGCUGUCUGUUGUAUUGUCUGCAGAGAUGUGGAUGUGUUUGUUGGCUGAUUCAAAAGCACCAAGAACGUCUCUGUAUGGUUGUCAUCUCAGCUUUUUCAUGCAUGAGCAAAAUGAUCUCAAGUUCACGCUUGUUUUCAACCCUGACAAUGUCUUGAAAAUUGUAGGACAACCUUCCCUUGACAUUUUCAAGGAUUAUCUGGUCAGACAUGAACCUCACAGCAAAAGAUUUCCAAAGACAAAAUAUUACAUAAUGAUGGUGCAAAAUGACAUUUCAUAAAAACCCUGUUAUUUUAAAGUUAAUGCAAGAAAAAUGUUUGCCUCGCACCAGCUUUCCAUUUAUUAACACAGUGUUAGUGAACACAGGAGACCAGUUUCUGGAGUUGUCAGCUGCUCAACAGUUCAGGGUCUCCUUGGUCCUACUUUGGUAUCAUGAUGCUUCAAGUGUUUUCAAUGGGGGACAAAUCAAGACUGCAGGUAGGCUAGUUUAUCAGCAGGACUCCUCUACUACAGAGCCUUGUUGUCAAAAUCCCUGCUGAAUGUGGUUUGUCAAUGUCUUGCUGAAAUAUGAAGGUCUUCCAUCAGGGAUGCUGGCUUUGGACUGGGAGCUGAUGACAAGCUGGUUGGUUGUUACUCCUCCUUGGCGUGGAGGUCAGGGCGUCCAUGAUUUCCCAAAAGAAUGUCAACAUUUAUAUUUGUUAGUGCUCAGGACAGUUUUCCACUUCACCUUUGCUUUCAGGGCACUCAAGGACACCUUACAGGGCAAUUAAAAGACACAUCAGAAGAAUAGUAAAAAUAAUAAAAAUACAUCAACACAACAAAGUAUUAAAUAAAAAGUUGUAAGUCUGGACUCUGCAGCAGAACAUCAAAUGUUAGGAGGCCUGUCUGAAAUAAUGGGUGUUGAGACGGGAUUUGAAGAUGGAGCGUGAGUCAAUGUUCCUAAUGUCAGGAGGACGGGAGUUCCAAAGGCGGGGGGCACCGCGGUUGAAGGCUCUGGAUCCCAUGGUGGACAGAUGAGCUAGAGGCAUAAUGAGGCUGAUGGGGGAGGCAGACCUGAGAGUCCAGGUGGGAGUGUUGAUGUGAAGGAGUUCAGAGAGGUAUGGAGGAGCGAGGUUGUGGAUGGCCUUAAAUGUGUGGAGCAGAAUUUUGAAGUCCAAGCGGUAUUUGAUGGGAAGCAAGUGAAGUUGGCGGAGAACAAGUGUGAUGUGAUUGAUAGAUGGCGUUCUGGUGAUGAUACGGGUGGCAGUGUUCUGGACCAGUUGAAGCUUAUGGAUAGACUUAUGAGAGAGACCAAUGAGAAGGGAGUUGCAAUAGUCCAGGCGGGAUGUAACCAGAGUGUGGACCAGAAUGGCAGAUGCUGUUGGGGGUUAGUGAUGAACGAGGCGAUUGAUAUUUCGAAGAUGGAAGUAGGCUGACCGGGUUAUGCAAUUGAUGUGAGUUUGGAAUGACGGAGUGCUGUCAAGGACGACACCCAGACUUGACCUGAGGGGAGGGGGAAACAGAGGAGUUGUUGAUGGGGAUGGUGAAGCUUGGAGUGUUACUGAGGGUGGAUCUGGUUUUAUCACUAAGUUUGAGAAAGUUGGAUGAGAACCAUGAUUGGAUUUCCAGUAAACAGUCACAGAUGGAGCAGGGCGGGAAGGUGGGGGUGGGUUUGGUAGAGUGGUUGAGCUGGGUGUCAUCUGCAUAACAAUGUAAAAUUGAUAUUGACUUUAUGGAAAAUGUGUAGAUGUGUAGAUGAUGAACAGGGCCAAGGACUGAGCCUUGGGGGACACCAGAGGAGAGGGGAAAUGGUUGAGAUUUUAAAUUUUAAUUGAAUAAGCUGAGUACAGCCAGUGAGGUAAGAUGUGAACCAGUUCAGGGGUGUGUCUGAUAAACCAAUAGAUGCUAGUCUGUCAAGGAGGAUGGUUUGGGAGAUGGUGUUGAAGGCUGCACUUAGGUCGAGGAGGAUGAGGAUGCUUAAUUGACCGGAAUCAACUGCCAUCAGGAGGUCAUUGGUGGUUUUUAAAUCGGACCAAACGAGUUCUCCUGAAUUAGGAUGUGAUUUCCAUGAUUUCACAAUCAUUUCCCCAUCAUUUUGUGAUUAAUAGAAUAAUCACAAAAUGGACAGCUUAAUGGUUUCCGCAAAAGUAAAAGUUACAGCCAUUAAGCUGCUUGAAUUUAUGAAUGCAUCUUUUCCUCUGGGCCUCAAAUGCAGCAUCUGAUCCCACCAACCAAAGAAGGUUGCUGCUCAGUUUGUACAGGGACAACAGAGCUUUAUUCAAAUGAACACAUGCCUGUUCAGUAAGGUCAGGAACAGGUGAGUAAGUUUUGCCUCUCAUUUUGUGGUUGCAGACAUUCACCUGAUGUUGAUGUGGCAGGUGAUACAGACAGUAAAACUGGUUCGAUGUAGAUUUUGUCAGGCAGGAAAGUAGUAAUUAUGUUUGACUGUCAAACAUCAAACGAGUUGUGAGGGAUUGUUGUUUGCAGAAAAGGAGUCCAUUGUGUUUUUGGAAAAGCACUCCUGCUUCAAUAGAGGAUUUCAGCUCUUCAACAGUUCAGGGUCUCCUUUGGUGUCAUGAUGCUCCUAGUGUUUUCAAUGGGAGACAAGUCAGGACUGGAGGUAGGCCAGUUUAUCAGCAGGACUCUUCUACUACAGAGCAAUGCUGUCGUAAUCCCUGUUGUCAGAAUGCGGUUUGCUGAAAUAUGAAGGUCUUCCCUGAAAAAGUCUUUGUCUGGAUGGCAGCAGAUGUUGCUCCUAAACCUGUAGAUAUUGUCCAGCAUUAAUGGAUCCUUCACAUAUGUAAAAAUCCAUGACAUUGACUCUGAUGAUCCACAUACCAUCAGGGCUGCUGGCUUUAAACUGAGAGCUAAGAAAAAGCUGGGUGGUUUGAAGGAUGUUGCACCCAUGAAUUUCAGAAGUCCUCAAGUUUUAGUUUGACAGACCUCAGGAUUUCUUCCUCAGAUCAGUCUCUUUGAUGGAUUUGGGCCCAGAAAAAUUGCCAGUUUUUCUGGAUCAUAAUUAUAUCACAUUUCUGUGUGGUUCAGUUUAAACCUCAUUCAUGGAUGCAGUGAUAAGUUGUGUUCACAGACAUUGUUUUUUUUGAAGUGAUUACAGAGAUGUGUCUGUUUUUCAUUAAACGCUACUUGAAGCUCACAGCAUCAAAGACUGGCUGGAAGAAGAGUAUGAAGCAGCUUCAUUACACGCACAAAGAUUGCACCAGUACCAUGGUGUCGUCUCUUUACUCUGUAGAGGAAGGAUGUGGUAUCAUGUACCUAGAGAAGUCUCUGAGGAUGCGUUGUCCACAAUUUCCAAAAAGAAAAAUUAAUUUUAUUGCAUCAGACCACAGGACAGUUCUCUACGCUCCCUUGAUCGACCUCAAAUCGACUCAAUCGCCUUGCUUCUUCUUGAUGACAAAAAGUGAUAAGAACUAAUUAUAAUUUUUCUGAUUGAUUGCCACUAAUGGAUAAUAUUCUUUUGCAGUUAUUAAAUCAACCAUGCUGUCCUCUUAGACAUUGUUUCUCAGAAAUGGAAACUCAUUUCCUGCUGGUUCUGUUUUACUUUCAACUUGAUGUUAAACUGAUUUAUAAGCAGAAAAAAGAUUAAAAAAAGGGGAACCUGUUUCUUCUCAUGUCAUCCACCCAUAAUCCUCCCUGAUGGCUCCCCAGUUACUGGAAACCUGUCUGGUUUUGAGCUAACAGCUGUUUCUCUAUCUGAGUGUGUGCGAGUGGUUGGUCAGCAUUUGUGGGCUGACUGUUUCUGUUGGUUCGAAGCAGUAUUUAUUUAAAGCAACAUGCUGUCAGCCAGUAUAACAUCACAAACAAGAGAGAACAGAGGCUGUGUGCGCAUGCAUGUGUGUGUAUGUGUGAAAGGGUAAAUAAGAGGGGGUGGGGGAAUGAAAGAGGAAGUGUGAGUGAAGGAAACAAGGAGAGAGUUAAUGUGUGAAAAGAGGAAGAGAUAUGCAUUAGUUUGAAGCUGCUGUGGUAUUAUCCGUUCAGCUGGAGCUCACUGAGAUGUUCAGUUUGAUGUUGAAAAAGAUGCUGCAGGCAGAGGAUGUGCAAGCGUGUGUUUGUUAAGUACAGUCAGACCAGAAGCAGCAAAGACACAGUGCAUGCACACGCACAUAUUGCUGUAGUAUCAUCCCUCUCUCUGAUGGUUGUUUGGAGCCUGUGCAGUCUGACUCUACUCUCAGCCAAUACCACGGACAAAAAUGUUAGAUUUAGAGACAGCAGUUCAAUAUUUGUUACACUGCACCUGCACGUUUCGCUUUUGAUAGGGGCUAAUUUUAAAUUUAUGGUAAUCUCAUUGGAAGGGCCCUGUACGUUUUGAGUGUUUUCAGGUCCUCUCAGCUCUGUAUGCCAUCCUCUUCCUGCACAUAAAGCAGUCAUGGUCCCACACCCAAAGUUGUUGAUUAAAAAAAGGGAACCUCGAGUGAUAAUCUGUGCUGAAAACUGCCAGUUAGUAGAAGUGGGAAUCAACAAUGGCCCAACGAAACAAUAUUAUAACGAUACUUGGGCCAUGAUACGAUAUUAUCAAGAUACUUGGGCCACGAUACAAUAUUAUCACCAUACUUGGGCCACAAUACGACAUUAUCACGAUACUAUACUAUCACGAUAAUUGGGCCACGAUACUAUAUUAUCACGAUACUUGGGCCAUGAUACAAUAUUAUCACCAUACUUGGGCCGCAAUAUGAUAUUAUCACGAUACUAUACUAUCACGAUAAUUGGGCCACGAUACUAUAUUAUCAUGAUACUUGGGCCACAAUACAAUAUUAUCAUGAUACUUGGGCCACGAUACUAUAUUAUCAUGAUAUUUGGGCCACAAGACAAUAUUAUCAUGAUACUUGGGCCACGAUACUAUAUUAUCAUGAUACUUGGGCCACAAUACUAUAUUAACAUGAUACUUGGGCCAUGAUACGAUAUUAUCACAAUACUUGGGCUAUGAUACCAUGUUAUCACGAUACUUGGGCCACGAUACAAUAUUAUCACCAUACUUGGGCCACAAUAUGAUAUUAUCACGAUACUAUACUAUCACGAUAAUUGGGCCACGAUACUAUAUUAUCACGAUACUUGGGCCAUGAUAUGGUAUUGUCAUGAUACUUGGGCCACGAUACUAUAUUAUCAUGAUACUUGGGCCACGAUACUAUAUUAUCAUGAUAUGUGGGCCACAAGACAAUAUUAUCACGAUACUUGGGCCACGAUACUAUAUUAUCAUGAUACUUGGGCCACAAUACUAUAUUAACAUGAUACUUGGGCCAUGAUACGAUAUUAUCACAAUACUUGGGCUAUGAUACCAUGUUAUCACAAUACUUGGGCCACGAUACGAUAUUAUCACGAUACAAUAUUAUUGCGAUCUUUAACAGUUUAUAACACAGUGAGUAUUUGGAUACCAUGUAUUGCGAUUCAUACAUUUUUUUUCAACUGUUUAGCUAAUUUAGCAUUUGGCUUUCCUUUAAGUUUGUCUUAUUUACACUGUAUUUUAUUUCCAUGUAGCACAUCUUGCAAACCUUAUAUAUAUUUGUUGCAUUAACUUUCUCCUACUAUAUGAUGAUGUCACCUCUGCCAACCUCACUGGACAACUUAUUUUAUUUUUCCAUUCAGAGCUGGCCCAAGCCUAAAUGGGGCCCUAAGUAAAAUUUGAUUUUGAGGCCCUCUAUUUCUGCCAAUAUAUUGAUUGUUGAUCAUUCAUACACCUACUACAGUACGAAUUUAAUGCAUCUGACAUGUCUUUACACAUUUAAGGGGGUGGCCUUGGUAAUAACAUAAAUAAUACCAAUGCAACCAUACAAAUAAUACCAAUGAAUGACUGAUGAAUGAUGUUCAGGGUGCCACAUAUGGUUUUUAAUCUCAAAAUGUAACACAUUCAGCUACAAGAGCAGCUUGGGGCUGAUUUUCACAAUAUUCCAAGUGAUAAAGCAUUGUGUUUACUGUAAAAGUGUCAUCGGCUGUAAGAAUCAUAGGCCUACAUCAGCAGCAGCACUAAAACGUUUAUUUUUACAGUAAUAUAUACUUGAUCAUACAGAAAGCAUCACUCAUACAUGCAAAAAAUAAAAAAUAUUUACAUAUUUGUUUUGUUUUUGAUUGCUUUUGGGGGCACCCUACUGGCCCUAAGCCGGGGCUUAGUUCGCUUAUGCCUUUGGGCGGCUCUGUUUCCAUUAUCAUAGAUUUGACUUCAUAUUAACAGUUAAUUUGAAAAUAUCACAUCUUGGUAAAUGAGACGAUACGAUACAUCAACAGACAAAAUAUCGCGAUACUAUGGUGUAUCGAUUAUUUUCUCCCACCCCUACCAGUUAGCUAACUGAACAAAGUGACAUACAGGACAGUAACAUCAUGAUGUGUUUAAGGUCUAGUAGGGUUUAUUUUUGAUAAAACAUCAAAAAUUAAAGCCAAAACACAGUUUUGUCUUGUUUUCCCACUAUAGUAAAGAAAAAUAUCACUAAUAGAAUUGAUUGAGUCUCAGGCUGUUAAGUGGCCUCAAUAGCUAUAUCAAUAUCUUAAUAUUAUAUUAAUAAUCUCCAUUAACUAAAGAGCCCAAAUUGCUUGAGUUUGUUGUUUAUCAUGUUUACAGGAAGUUUUUUUGACAGAAACAACAAGUUACAUCAAAGUUAGAGCCUCCCAUUGUCUGUAGUGCUGCUUUUAUAUUUGUUAAUCAGCCUUUUAAAUAUUCAGAGAGCCUCUGGCUGUUGGUUUAAUGUCUCUUGUGCUGCGGCAGCUUCGUCAGACUCUGACACCUGAGCGAGCGUUUGUUUGUGUGCUAAACUGAACGGCUGAUGUGUUGCUGUGGGAAGUUUCACCUGCAGACUGUUUGCACUUCUCUCUCUCUCGUUUAGUCUGGUGUUAUUCUUCCUCAGUGUGCUGUUCCUUCUGUAUACAGUGAACCCUUUUUGAUCUGUUUUACCCCGUUGGAAACAGUUCUACAUUUCAGAUUGAUAAUCUGAGCAGGUGAAGGAUUAAACUUGCGCUCAUCUUAGUCUGUCUCUCUUUUUCAGGACUCGGGUUCCUCCAGUGAAGAGUUGCAGCGUCGUGUUUGUACAAAGUGUGCGUGAGUGGGUGCGCGUAGCACCGUCCUGCAGCGUGUGUGAUGUCUUCAGAGCUGCUGGUGGACCUGAGCGACGACCAUGCGCCUGCUCAGUUGGGACAGCUGAAACUGGCCACAAUAGAGGACCAGCAGUGGCCCACUGAUGAGUCGACGGUCAGCAAAUCAGGUGAGAGAUUCAGCUGAAUAUUCAUCUGUGAAGGCCAACUUGUGAGGUCCACUCUCGUGUCUUUUAGCCUAAUUUUAAUGACAGAAUCCACUUCCUGUGUCUUAAAUUGAAGUGGCGGGAUCCCUUUAUUUGGGCUGCAAAUAACAGAAGGUUCCUGUCUUUGUAAAUCCUCCACAGACUAAAGACAAACCCCCGUGACUCCGAUUUUGCGGGGGUUAUCUGUGGAGAGUUCACUCCAUCAUUACGUAAUAGUUUCAUUUCAUGUUUCGAUGUGUGUGUGUGUGUGUGUGUGUGUGUGUGUGUGUGUGUGUGUGUGUGUGUGUGUGUGUGUGUGUGUGUGUGUGUGUGUGUGUGUGUGUGUUUGUUGCAGAGACUGACCUCUCCCAGCCCUUCGAUGCCGGCUCUCCUCACUUGCCCUGGGACCACCCCUUCUAUGACAUCGCCAGGCACCAGAUCAUCGAAGUGGCAGGUCGGCUGUCCAAUGAGAUUCCUCUGUUUGUCUCCUGCCUUUAUCCCUAGUUAUAGCAGUCACAGUCGCUCCUAACCUUCAAAUCUUCAUGCUGCAUUUUUUUCAGCUUAAUUUGCACAAUUUAAAGAAUGAAAACUCACAGAUUGAGAACUCAAAGGUGACUUUUCUUACAGCUGCAGAAGGACAAACACAUAAAAGAACGAUUUGCGUUAGAGAGAAGUAGCUAUGCUUUAUUAGAUAAGAGUUUUAUACCAUUAAAAUAAUAUAUUUCUUUAUUUUAUCUGUGUGUUUGCAGGUGAUGAUAACUUUGGCAGGAAGGUGAUCGUGUUUAAUGCCUGCAGGAUGCCUCCACAGCACCAACUGGACCAUCACAAACUACUCCAGUAAGUGGAGGCGAUUUAAGGAGGUGGGGUUUUUUUGAGACGGUGUUUUCACCUUUUACAGGAACAGAAAAUAAAACUUAAUAAAGUUGUACAUUAAAAAAUAAAUGAUUAUAAUCCAGGAAAAAAUUUACUGAAGUUUUUCUUUAUUGUUUGAGGGCUGGCAGAGCAGAGGUGAAGAGCAAAUUAACAUCCUUUAAGGCCUGAUUUUGUAAAGUUUCGUGUAUAAACUUUAAAAAGCCUGCAAACAAACAUGCAAACAGAUUUACUUAAAUAAAAUAAAUAUAAAAUGUUGAUAAAUGCUUAAAAAUCAGACCUUUUUUAAGGGAUCUUAGUAAAUUAAGCAGGUAAAAGUUUGACUCUUCAGGGCUCGACAGUGCGACCAUUUCACUCACAUUCGCAACUUAAAAUUAGAUGCCGAGGCAAUGAAAGUUAUUUCAUGUAAAUAUCGCAGUGAAGUUAGUUUUAGGUUGGACAUUCACUGCAGAUCUACCGUUUUCUUCUCACUCUGCAUAACCGGGAAUAGCAACAGCAGCGUGGUUAAAUCUACACGGCACCCUUGCUUAUCAACAUCUGGUAUUGAAUAAGGGACCAUCAAUAAAUUACUGGUUAAUGUUCUCAAAGAAGGCUGUUUUCCUUCAAUAGCUUCCAUGUCAUGUGACCAGUUGACCUAAAAUUGAUUUCAGAUAAUAGUACAAAGAUCAGACAAUAAGACACACCUCUUUAUUUUCCUAAUUUGUCCUCUAAAAAAUUUUGUUUUAAAAUUAGAGGCAGAUUUUGAACAUUUUCUUCAAUAGCUUCCAUGUCAUGUGACCAACUGACCUAAAUACAGUUUUUUCUUGUCUUGAUUUCAAAUAAUAGUGCUUACGUCGACCAAAAAGACACACAUUAUUUGAUCAAUUUUCAUUGCGCCCCUAAAUUUCUUUGUGUGCUCCUGACUUUUUCAACUUAGAGAGAGAUAAACUGCCAUACUGUAGUUUCUCUUCAGCUGAGAGGCAGGGAUGGGUAUGUGAAGUGAAAAUACCAUUAGAUAGUCACAGGGAAUUGUUUGAUGACACUCCUGUUUGCGCGUUCACACACCAAUGAAGGUCUGUUUCCUUUCUUAGCAGCUCUGUCAGUGUUAUUUCAUCUUAAAGCCUGAGCUGACAAAAAAAACCCAACAAAUAGCAGGAGUUAUGAUCUUUCAUGCUGAAGAUGAAGGUGGAAGUGUGAUGUCUUGAUAAACCUUUAUCGGGGAAUGAGGUCCAAUGAAAACCCUCUCUUCUAAUCCAGGAAUCACAGCUGAUUGACUGAUCUGCUUAUCUUCUAGGUAUCUUAAAGGAACUCUGGACCAGUACGUCGAAAGCGACUACACUCUGAUCUAUUUCCAUCAUGGGCUGACCAGCGAAAACAAACCGUCCCUCGGCUGGUUACGAGAAGCUUACAGAGAGUUCGACAGGAAGUAAGAUCAAAAGCAUCACUGAGCAUGUGCAGACACAGACCCCUGCUCACUAUUUGAGGGGGAGAUUUGUUUGUAUUUAGAGGGAUAUUUGGUGUCUUAGGGGGAUUAAACCAUACUAAUCAAUAGAGUUCUUCCGCAUGAGUCUGCAGCUUUACUUUUAGAAGGUUUCAGUUUAUUUACGUUCUUUAAAUCUGAACCAGACAUGUUGGUGUUUCUUUUACUGUUAUAGAAAUGUGGGAUUAUAGAAGCUAAGAUAUAAUAUAAUCACUUGUAAUACAAAUUCAGCAGAAACCUGACGCCAUAUUCAAAAAACACAGCAUGUAUCAUCCCAGAAGUACCUAUGAUGUUACAAACCUCUGACAUAUCUGCUGUUUAUUCCUCUUCUUUUUUCAUUCAGGUAUAAGAAGAACAUCAAGGCUCUGUAUAUCGUCCAUCCUACCAUGUUCAUCAAGACUCUGCUGAUCCUCUUCAAACCGAUCAUCAGGUUUUUAAAUUGUCACAUUUUGUUAAAGCUUUGUAGCUCAUCUUUUACUUUUAACAUCAUAUAUUAGCUACUGUGGUUUAAGCUAAAGAAGCCAAUUAAUUUAUAUGGAAGAUGAAACCAUUAAAAUGCAGGUCUAGCGACAUCUAGUGGAAGUUUGAAAAACUGCAACAAUAUUAAGCUCAUCAAACAGUGCGCAGGAUUUGAUCUGACGUCUUUACUCUGGUGUUGAAAAAGUCUGUGAGGAUUUAGGUGAAAAAAAAACUUUUAAACAGAAAGAAAGUCACUGCAGGUUGUUUAAAAAGAUUCUGUGUUUAACAUAUUUUAUAGGGCCCGACUGAUAUGUAUUUUUUGGGGCCGGUGCUGAUACCGAUUAUUAGGGGGGAAAAAAUCCAAAUACUGAUUAAUCGGCUGAUUUUUUAAACAUUUUUGUUAAGUUAUAAAAAAAAAAAAUAAUAAUAAUAAUAUAUAUAUACUGUAGAUAUCUACAGAGUUUUGGCGAGUUACCGAUUAGUCUCAAACAGGCGAAAAUACGCCGAUCUAAUCGGCUUGCAGAUGAAUCGGUCGGGCCGUAAUAUUUUAUAUAUGUUGCUAAAACUGUUAAGACAGCAGAAAAAUGAAAAAUAACCCAGUUUUUGGUACGGUAAGUUGAGCAAACUGAACAAAAAUGUCAUUGACUAAAUGUUAAAAUAUGUCAUUUAAAACAUGAAUAUUCCCCAAAAGCCAUGACAAUGUUACUAAUAUAGGACAUUGACAACAAGGUAUUUGAAAAUGCUUUACCAAAGGCCUUAAAGAGUCAUGACUGAGAUCAAAAGUAAUGGUAGAGGGGACAAAGUAGCUAUGCUUUAUUUCUAGAGCCGUUCAAAAUCAAGAAAAGCAGAAACAGGAAAAAACUGAUUUGAAUUAAAAGUUCAAAAGGUACAGAAAAAAUUGAACACAAUGUAUGUAAUGGAAAACUAUAUCAUAGAAGAUAAACAUUUUUUUUUUUAAAUUCACUAAAAGCAAAAAAAAUCUCUGAGAGCAAAGUAUUGCUCAUUCAUUUAAAGCAAAUGUAUCUUUUUAUUUCACAAAUUAAAAAAUAUUGUGUCCGAUAAUUUUCGUUAUUGUUGUUUUUCUGACAUUUUUUUUUUUUUGUAAUAGCAUUUUUUAAAAUAUUUUUGCGAUGUUAAAUGUUUCUGUUGCUGUUGUUUCUGAAAAAAUUUUUGGCUGUCAGUGAAGUGUUUUGUGGUGAUCGAAUGUAAACACAGCUAACCUUUACUCAUAGUUUAGUAAUAAUGUCUCUACAAUCCCAGAUGAACAAGCUCAAAAACUGGUAAGAUAUCCUCAGUGUCGGUAUUUGAUCUGAUUUUGUGUCUUUGUGUUUCUCCCUCCUCAGCUUUAAAUUUGGCAGGAAGAUCAACUAUGUGAGUUAUCUGAGCGAGCUGGAGGACGUGGUGAAGUGUGAACAGCUGCUCAUCCCCGCUCGAGUCAGAGAGUAAGAGCUGGAGUCUCACCGGAGACGAGUUUAUGUCCUCUGCUUGUGUGACAGUAUAUUUAAUAAUCACCUCAAAUAUUUAUUAGGGAUGCUUGUCAUGAUUUUUUCAGCCAAUAUGAAAUGCCACAUUUUUGUGUUUGAAUACUUCAAACUCCAACAAACCUGCUGCGCAUAAAACUGUCUAUGAAGACUAAUAUUUCUGUGCAGGUGAUUCAUACCUAAUGAAAAGCUUUGUUUUGUGUCAGUAUUCCUAAUAUAUUUCCUAGCGGUGGAGAUGUUUCAGAUGAAGUCAAAGACCUCAUUGUGUCCCCUAUAAAUGUUGUCUAUUGACCUACAUACCCGUAAACCAGCAGGUUAAAAAUGUGUGUCUCAGUGUCCCUCCAUAUCACUCCUCUGUUUCUACCAGUGAAAGCACCCUCUGCUGGACAAGUUAUAUCAGUGCUGCAUAUUUUUCUCAGCUCAAGCAUCUUCAGUGCAUAAACGCAGAAGUUUUAUGAAUGCAUUUGGGAAAAUGUGUACCCUAAUACCUGGGUUAGUGUGUUUGCAGAGGUAUUAUUGGUCCUAAGAUGUCUUGUGCCUUUCAGAUAUCUGCUCCUCUUGCAGAACUAAGCCACAGCUUGGGCUUUUGGUUUAUCACUUUUUUUCAAAACAAGGUUAAACUAAAGCAGAAAUUAGAUAAACAUGAGAAUCUGCAGUCAUUUUUGAAUUUGUAGAAGAAGGAAGAGAAAACACUCGCUGAUCAUCUCUGUAUCGAUCCUCAUUUAAAUGUGUGUUUAGGGUAUUUUAACUGUGUGUCUGUUUCAGGUAUGACAACAAGUUGCGAUCGUCUCUGAAACCCUCUGCCCAGCCGCCCAUGUCUCCUCCUCGCAGCCCUCCCCUCCCCAACCAGGUGUUUGGAGUGCCGCUCGCAACGUGAGUCUCUAAUUCUACUGUAAAACUCUGCAGAAUCUAAAAGCUCAGUGAAGAAGCUCCUGCUGGUUUUAUAAACUUUACACUUUAAGGCUGGGCUUGUUUUCAUGAUGUGUCUGUGUCAUUGUGUGCUUCAGGCUCAGACAGAGGAGUCCAGAUGAUGACCUUGUUCCUGUGGUGAUGAGAGAUACCGUCGGCUUCCUUUCAGACCAAGGUGAUUCUUAACCCGUGGGGUUCAAACAGAAACACAGUGAACCGACGAGCUCUGCGUGUCUUCACACUGUGGUCUGAGUAAAAACAGGCCCAAUCAUUGUGAUCUUGUGUGUGUGUGUUUGUCUCAGGUUUGGAGAUCGAGGGGAUCUUCAGACGGUCAGCUAACGUGACUCUCGUGAAGGAGGUCCAGCUCAAAUAUAACUCGGGUACGCUCUUUCAGCACGGACCGCACGUUUGAUUCCUUUUCUAUCUAGAUGAACAAAAGUGAUGAAGAAACUAGAUUUCUGUAAAUUGGCGAAAUAGAAAAUGUUUUAAGGUGUUUUGAGCUCUGUCUGUGUGUGUUUUCCAGGUGAGAUAGUGGAUUUCAGAGAGAUUGAAGAUGUCCACUUGGCUGCUGUGAUUCUGAAGACUUUCCUGAGAGAGUUACCUGAACCUCUGCUCACCUACCAGCUCUACAACGACAUUGUCAACUUCGCCUGUACGUUUAGAAAACCCUUGACUUUGUUAUUAGACUCACGUUUACAGGAAACAAGACAACUGCAAUGGUACUCUCUCAGCUUAGAAAUAAACACAUGAAAACACUUUUCCAUCCAUACAAGUCCACCUAAAUCAUGAACAGCAUUUAUACUAAAGCCAUCCCUCAGUCUUUACACCUGAAGACUCUACAGGUUAUUACAGGUGUAGAUUCUAGUGCCCACUGUGCAGUGAUAUGAUUUUAUGGUUAGUGGUGUUUGUAUGAAUGUUUUCUUUUGAAGAAUUUACCAGUGUUUUGGUUGUAAGCUUCUGUCCUCCUCGCCUUGUCCAGCUGUAGCAGAUGACAGUCAGGUGACGGUAAUGAAGACGCUGCUGGAGUCGCUGCCAGAAGAAAACUACGCUUCGCUGAGAUAUCUCAUCACAUUCCUGGCUCAGGUACACACACAUUUAUUUUUUGCUAAUAAUAAUUAACUCAGAAUUUCAUGGCUGCAACAUGUGCCAAAGUAGUUGGGACAGGGGCAUGUUUACCACUGUGUUCCAUCACCUUUCCUUUUAACAACACUCGAUAAACGUUUGUGAACUGAAGAGACUAAUUGUUGAAGCUUUGAAGGUGGAAUUCUUUCCCAUUCUUGCUUGAUGUACAGCUUCAGUUGUUCAACAGUCCGGGUCUCCGUUGUCGUAUUUUACGCUUCAUAAUGCGCCACACAUUUUCAAUGGGAGACAGGUCUGGACUGCAGGCAGGUCAGUCGAGUACCCGCACUCUUUUACCAUGAAGCCACGCUGUUGUAACACGUGCAGAAUGUGGCUUGGCAUUGUCUUGCUGAAAUAAAAAGACGUUGCUUGGAUGGCAGCAAAUGUUGCUCCAAAACCUAUAUGUACCUUUCAGCAUUAAUGUUGCCUUCACAGAUGUGUAAGUUACCCAUGCCUUGGGCACUAAUGCACCCCCAUACCAUCACAGAUGCUGGCUUUUGAACUUUGCGUCGAUAACAGUCCGGAUGGUUCUUUUCCUCUUUGGCCCGGAGGACACGACGUCCACUAUUUCCAAAAACAAUUAGAAAUAUGGACUUGUCAGACCACAGAACACUUUUCCACUUUGCAUCAGUCCAUCUUAGAUGAGCUGGGGCCCAGAGAAGCCGGCGGUGUUUCUGGAUGUUGUUGAUAAAUGGUUUUCGCUUUGCAUAGUAGAGUUUUAACUUGCACUUACAGAUGUAGUGAUGAACUGUAUUUACUGACAGUGGUUUUCUGAAGUGUUCCUGAGCCCAUGUGGUGAUAUCCUUUACACAUUGAUGUUGGUUUUUCAUACAGUACUGCCUGAGGGAUCGAAGGUCACAGGCAUUCAAUGUUGGUUUCCGGUCGUGCCGCUUACAUGCAGUGAUUUCUCUAGAUUGUCUGAACCUUUUGAUGAUAUUAUGGACCGUAGAUGUUGAAAUCCCUAAAUUCCUUGCAACUGUACUUUGAGAAACGUUGUUCUCAAACUGUUCGACUAUUUGCUCACACAGUUGUUCACAAAGUGGUGAACCUCACCCCAUCCUUGCUUGUGAAUGACUGAGAAUUUUUGGAGAAGCUGCUUUUCUACCCAAUCAUGGCACCCACCUGUUCCCAAUUAGCCUGCUCACCUGUGAGAUGUUCCAAAUAGGUGUGUGAUGAGCAUUCCUCAAAUUUCUCAGUAUUUUUUUUGCCACCUUUCCCAACUUCUUUGUCACGUGUUGCAGCCAUCAAAUUCUAAAGUUAAUUAUUAUUUGCAAAAAAAAAUAAAAUAAAGUUUAUGAGUUUGAACAUUAAAUAUCUUCUUUGCAUUGUAUUCAAUUGAAUAUAGGUUGAAAAGGAUUUGCAAAUCAUUGUAUUCUGUUUUUUAUGUACGUUUAUCACAAUUUCCCAACUUCAAGGGAUCUGGGUUUUGUAAGUUUAAAAUUAAAGGUGAAAAGGUUUUUUGAAUGUUUGUGAGCACAGCUGAUCUGGAUUCGGUCAUCUCUAAAAAACUUUGGAUUGAAACGUUUGGAUCAGGUCAAUCCAGUCCUGUUUAUUUUCUAGGAACAAAUAUAAAAAGAAGAAAAGUGGAUGACCUGUUCCUGGAUAGAAAAACGAUAAAUUCCUAAAUCUAGAUCAUUCAUGAAAAGAUUAGGAUUUAAUCUUUUGACCGACAAGUACCUGCCCCUGUUAUCAGAGAGAGAGAGUGUGUGUGUGUCUGUGUGUGUUUUAAAAGCAUUAACCUGUUUGUGUGUGUGUUUGUGUGUGGUUAGGUAUCAGCCAACAGUGAGAUAAACAAAAUGACCAACAGUAACCUGGCCGUGGUGUUUGGGCCCAACCUGCUCUGGGGGCGGGACAACGCCAUGUCACUCAGCGCCAUCGGACCAAUCAACAAUUUCACCAGAGCCCUGCUGGACCAACAGCACCUGGUCUUUGCCUAAGCCCCACCCACUUCACCUGCAGCCCCUCUAUCAAAGUCAGAAACACCCUCGCUCUUUCAGUCUUUAGCUCCCCAUGUUCUUCAGUCAGCUCCACCAGGGUACUCCUCUCAGAAAAUAACCCCAAACUGCAGAUCUCACACACUUAACUCCUCAGCUAUGCUAUUAAACCCCCUCAGAGCUACCUGCAUGUGUUUCACCUGUGUUUCAGUCUGUUUUUAGUCUUUCAAGGAAGACUUAGAGCAGUUAGAUGUCCUCAGUCUGUCUCUGUUUCUCUGUGACGUGGUUUUCAGUCUGUCUCUCUGCUGUUUUCCGUUUUAGUGCCAAAAAAAAAGAUAAAAAAGCCUCAAGCUUUCACAGAAAAGACACAAAAAGAUGGCAGGGUGUUGAUUUAUGAGAAAUAACCAACUUGCCCCUUAGAUUUCUAAUCUCAGACUAAAGAGAGGAUGGAGGUGAAAGUCUCAGGUUAACUUACAGACGGUGAUCUUGGUACCAAAUGAUGACAAUCUUAAAAAAUGCUGUAAUUAAAAGUUAAAAGAACAAGCCCAAACUCAAUGCAGCAUGUUUAAUGAAACGAGUGCUGGACCUGGACCUGCUUUAGGUUUCAGAUUUUUAAGGGAAAAUACUGUCAAAUAUCCUCGUAUGAACCUUAACUGCUCCCUCUUUAUUACAUCGGACUUCAUUAUUAACAUAAAACCUGUGAUGUUUUUUCUCACUGCAUCUCACAAAAGUAGCAUUUUUUUUUUAAAGGUACAGGAUCAGCAGCAAACAUGACUCCUCAAACAGUGAAGUUUAACUCUCAACAGCACAAAAAUCAUCUAAACCAGUGGUUCUCAAGUCCAGUCCUCAUGCCCACUUUCCUGCAGGUUUAGGAUGUUUCCCUGCUCCAACACACCUGAUUCAAAUGAUCAGCUCGUUAUCAAGCUUUGUGAUGGCUUACUAACGAGCUGAUCAUUUGAAUCAGGUGUGUUGGAGCACACCUGAUUCAAAUGUGCACACCAAAACAUGCAGGAAAGUGGGCCUCGAGGACUGCGCUUGAGAACCACAAGAUUUAUUUCAAUUUUUUAAUACGCCAUAAAGGCAAGAAAAAAGAUUGAGAACAAACCCAACCAUCAAGUUUUUGCUUUCAUUAAGCUCCUAAAGCCAUUCUUGCAAAAUCAAAAGUAGAAACUGAAAGCUCAGGAGUUUACAGGUCAGUUUAAAAGUUUUUUUGCAGAUUUAAAAGAUUCAAGUAAAAGUCCAACCAUAUUUUUUUGUGCUUAAAUUAAAGUUAAAUUUAAGCACAUCUAGAAAUAUCUAGUUUAAAACCCCAAAGCUUUGCUAUUUCAGCCAAAUAUUGUCUGCAAACCAGAAAUUUUAAAGAAAAAACAAAAAAGUUUCUGUGUAAACUUGUGUUUUUGUGCAAUGUUUUCUAGUUAAUAAUAAUAAUUAUGAUGAUAAUAAAAUGAUUUCAUCCGAUUUUUUAAAUUUUUUUGUCUGCAACUUCAGAAACACUGAUUUGAAGCCCCAAAAUAUAUAUUUUUAAUUUUAGCUGAAACAAUUCUGCAAACCUCUUUUAAAAUCUCUUUUAAAGCUUUGAAAGUUUUUGCAAAAAUCUGAUGUUGAGAAAAAAAAAUCCCCCAAAAAUUCUUGCAAAUCUAAAAGUUUUCACUGAAAUCCAAAUGUUCUUAAUCAUUCAAAUUAAAAUGCUUUGUUUGCAGGUCCAGUCAAUCCGUUUUAAAACUCCUGACUUAACUUAUCUAUCCUCAACUAUUUAAUGGCAAACCGAAAAGUAUAAAUUUAAACUUAAUGCAAUUUUUCAGUGUCAGUUUUCUCUCAGAUUCAAAAGUUCAGUUCAAAAAUUGUAGAAAGUGAAAAUGUUGCAAAUGCAGGUAUUCAGAUUUGGAACUCCUGCAUUGAAAAUCGAACGUUUUUUGCACUUUAAAAGAGUUAUUUUUAAAGUCCGUAAGUCUUUUUGUAAAUUUUAAUGUAUCUGUAGUCGAUGUUAUAAUAUUUGGUCGCUGACUGAAAAAGUUUUGGCAGUUUUAAGAUAACAGCAGAUGUUGUUCAGGUUUUAUUCCAGACUGCGCCUGCUGAUAGAAACAUGUUUCACCUCCUCUCAGACGAUCUUAGAGUUUUAGCUCAACAAGAAAAAUCAUCCGAUUUCAGAUCAAAGUUUAUGAUAAGGGAAAUUCAAUUGAAUCUUCAAACAAAAUUUUUGAUUCUAAAUGGUCCUUUUUGUUAAAAACAAGAAUGUAAAAAAUCCAGUCUGAUAUCAGGGUGUGAAAUCGCUCUCAAAUUGUUUGUCGCAUUGCGGACUUAAGAUGCCAAGUAAGGAUCCUCACACUCGGCAGCUCCUUUUGCUUCAUUUUGCCAGUUCACCUUUAAUGGAGUUAUUAUUCUAUUUCAGCACAGUUUACACAUUCCUAUAAACUUAUUUUUCAUCACUUUCUACCGUUAAUACUUUUUGUUUUUCCUACACAUCUUGAGGUCUUUAGUUUUUGGAGUCGCAGGUUCAGUUUGGCUGCAGAUUCGCUGUAAACGUGCUGCUAGUUCCUUUAGUAGCAACAAGCCUUGAUUAUCUUUCUGUUGAUUAACAGAUUUGAAGAGUUAUUUUAUAAGUUUUGUACAUAGUUUCUGUUCAUCUUCACUAAAAUCAGUCUGUCAAAUAUAAUAAAACAUCUAUCUUACACUAAACCAAGCCUGUUUUUAGAGAUGAGCGCAGAAAAACUUAGAAAUGAGCGCUGAUGCUGGAGUGAAGGCAGUUUAUGUUUGUCUUUUGCUGACGUUGAACCUCUAAUGGAGUUCGUCCAAGUAGUCUGAUGGUUUCUGCGGAUGCUGCAGGUUUCUGAAGGAAAAUCAUAAAGAAGGAUCAGAUUCAGGUUUUUUUUUUUUUUCGCCAAAAUUACUCAGUUUUUACUCGUGACCUCUGCUUAAUUCUCUGGUUUUAUUAGGGAGUUUUUCAAAGCCAAAAGUUGUCUUAUUUUUUUAAUGAUAUCUGCAGAUUCAGUUAGUCUGACAACAGCUAAUCAGGAUACAAAGAUGCUUUAUGAAGAGGAUUUCACAGGUGAGAGAGAUGUAAAACCUGCAAAAAAAAUGCCAUGUAGUCAACUGUUUAUUUUUAAUCUGUAUGCAAAGUGUGUCAAUUGAACCAUGUAAGUGCAAUCUCAAAUCCAACAUUACUGCUGUGCACUUAUUAGAAAUUAUGUCUGCAUAUUGAAAAUGCUCCUACUUAGUUCUCCAGUCCGUUAUUUGCAAAUAUUUAGACAACAAAGCACUACUUUGAACCAGAAAAGAUGUUAUCUCAAAUAUCAGAGCACUUCAGACAAGAGUUAAACAUUUCUUUAGGUAGAGGUUUUAUUUAUGGAUGAACUUUAACGAUUCAGGUCAAAUAGUUUUAUUUUUGUGCUUCAUGGUACAUUUUCCAGCUUUAUUUUGGACUCCCAAAGCCUUAACUCUAACUCCUCUUUCAGUUCCUGCUCCGAAUUCUGCUCAUUUUAAGCGCCCGGUUCAUGUAAAAGCUGAACAUAUCCGUGUUUAUGAUCAACUGUAUUUAUGUCCAGACUCCCAGCCAAACUCUUCAGUCUUUAGUGUUUACGGCUAAAACACUUAUCAGUGGGUGAAUAUCAGUGUCGUGAUGUUGAAAUUAUUCUGUAAAAUGUGACUGACAAGCACCAAAAGUUCCGAGUUUAGUUCAGACUGAAGCUGAAAGCAAAAAAAAAAAGGUGUUAACUUGUUGUGACUCCUGGUCAUGCCAAUGCUGAAUCAUUGACAUGCUUUUAGUGAACAUAUGAGUGUGUGUAGGUGUGUGUUAUGCUUACUCAGUGUACUGGACCCAGCACACGCUGGGGGUUCAGAUAUAUGCUUAAACUAAACAUAGGGCUCCUGUCAGGUGGGAUGUGAGUGUGUGACCGUGUGUUUGUGUGUGUUUUUGUUCUCUGACAAGACUUAAAUCUUUAUUCGAACAUUUCAGUUGCCAAAGUUUUACUAAAGGUUACUCAAAAACACAUUCAGAACCUCAGUGAAAAUAGUGCAAAAUUAUAGAACCGCUUGAGUCCCAGAAAGUAAAACUUGUUAUCCUGUGCGCACAAGUUGCACUUCUUGUCGGCACAAGAAUUAAUCCAUGUAGAUAUCGUGUCAUGUACACAUAACUAAACAUGUACAUGUUAUAAUGUUGUGAGAACAAAAUGAUUUUUUACGUACAGGAUAAUAAUUCUUUUCUCUGUGGGAAGAAAUGAUCUUGUGCUCAUAGUUUUAAUCUUGCAGCUACAAAUAUUGCAUAAAUAUUGUGUGCAUAAGAUAUUGUCCUGUGGGAUCUGUUUAUUAUCUUGUUUGCAGAAAUAUAAAUAUCCUGUAAAUAUCUUCUGCUUACAAGUGAAACAGGAUUUUAUCUUGUGCGCUCGGUAUAAUUAUCUUUGUCCUGUGAGCUCAGGUUUUUCUCUUGUGGUCAAAACAUAAUAGUGGUUCGUGUCAAAACAGAUAUCUUCUUUGAAUAUUAUCCUGAGGGAACAAGUUAUCUUGUGCUUUUAGGUUAUGAUUUUUUGUGAAGAAGUUAAUAUCUUGUGCAUGCAAGAUAUUAACACGCAAGACACAUUCUUCUGUGUGCACAAUUUGUGCACACUCAUGAACUAAAGCACACCAGAUAGAUAUGUUGUGUAUAUAGGAUUCAAAACUUAUUCCCACAAGAUGGUUAAAGAUGCACAUGAUUACAGGUCUGUCAUUUGAUAAGACAGGUAUUUUGUCGGAUUAUUUAAUCAUGAGCGCAACAUUUUCACCACAAGAUACUUAAUUUGCAAAAGAAAUUUACUCUUCUGUGGACGUCAGGAGCUUCUCUCAAAGUAUUUUUGAAGCCAGUUAUUAUUUUUUAAUCUCAGAGGUACAGGUGUUUAAUUUGAUGACGGCAAUUAAUGCGGUGUGAUUGUUGAGUGUGUGUGUGCGCGUGUGUGUGUGUGCAUGCUCGUGCCUUAUUUGUUUCCCCCAAGUGAUCAUGUGAUUAGCCAUCAAAGUGCCGUUGUGCCCGUUCUGCCAUAGAUUAAUACGACAUGAGGUGCGUUCAGCAAAGCUCCGGUGUUCAUUUGUUGAUGAAGACAGUGGACAGACUUUCAGGCACUUUACAGUCUUUACCGCCUGUUUCCCAGCUGCAGACUGGUGUGAUCUGCUGCAGUGUAACCAACCUGUUUGUACCUGUUAUUCAUUUAAGACCUUAAAUAUGUAAGACGAGGGCUCAGGCUGAAAAUACAAUAGAAAACAAAAGUGAUCUCCCUUCUGAACUUUGCUUGUUGAACGCAGCUCAGCUGUAAUAACUGAUCACAGGUUUGAGAAAUGUGACCCCAUAAUUCUCAAGUGCUCCAAUUGAAGAGGAUAAGAGCCUCAUUUUUAUUCUCUGAGAUUUAGAUCCUGAAAUCAAUGACAAAAGAUUCAAACCAGGAUCAGAAGCUGAACUUUUGCUUUUUUGAGCUCAGGAUUCUCCAGAAAUCUCCAGACCCUUUUAGAUCGAGCAUCGUCCAAAUCCCUUUUUCCACAAGGCCCCUAAAGGUCCAAUAGGUAACUUUUUAGUUUCUUUAUUAUUUAUGUUUGAGUUUAUAUUCUUUGGUUGUUUUGUUCAGUAUUUUAUUAUUAUCCAGUCAACCAAACACUUGUUCAUGAUUCUCAAAUGCAUUUAUUUUAAUAUCAUCCUUUCACACCUUCAUCAGAUGUACAAAAACUUCCACUACGACCAGAUCCUCUCUCUGCUUUUGUAUCCAGCUACUUUUUUUCAUUAUCCUUCAUUUUACCAAGUAUAAUUUUUGUUUAUUCAAUUCCUCUAACAUCAUUUCUCCUGAACUCUGCUGAUCAAUUACAGCCCGGUCUAAUCUAUGGAUCUCUGUACUGUAACUGUUGUCAUGGUAACAGUGUAAGAUAUUUCUCUGUGGGAGAAAUGACUCGAUUUUCAUGCUGAUUUAUUGAUACUUAGUGACUUUAUUUUCUUAACUCUUAUUUUUCAUCCUUUACUUUUGAUAUGUUGUGGAUCUUAGUCUCAUAUAUGUAUGAUAUAAUGGUAAUAUAAAUAUACUGUAAUAUCAGUGUGUGAAAACAAUAAAGAAAUGGUGAAUGAAACUCA
Molecule: messenger RNA, 26565 nt
Organism: Xyrichtys novacula (pearly razorfish)
Lineage: Eukaryota; Metazoa; Chordata; Actinopteri; Labriformes; Labridae
Source: the annotation of a GenBank genome assembly